GCCUCCGCGCGCGCCGCCGUGUGUCGACUUACCAUUAAAAUAUAUUGUACCGCUCGUGUGUGUGUGUGUGUGUGUGCGAUAUCUGCGCCCAGCGAAUAUUAUUAUUAUUAUUAUAACAACCGCCGCACACGGUUCACAGUCGCUGACCGGCAUCGCACACGAUUAUACACCGGUACGCGUGGAUCCCACGGAAAAAUAUGCUUAUCAGCCCCAGCGGCGCACACUGUCACUUGUCCGGCGUAUCUCAUCUACAAUGAUCACCAGCGGUCUCGUGGUGGACGGCGUCGGCCAUGGGCUGCCCACCCAUCUGCCGUACAACCACCAUCAUCCCGUCGUACACAGCCGCAUGUCGUACAUGGAACAGUCCUACAUGAAAGCGGUACCGGCGCCGUCGCCGCAGUCGUCCGAACCGGUGUCCGCCACGCCGGAGUUCCUGAGGCCUUUGCCGAAACCGGCGCCGGUCAAUCCGCUGAAAGCCCCGCGGGCGUCCAAAUACCCGCCGCCGCCGCAGCCGCCGACCGAAAACGCCUGCCGCCCCGUCAACCUGACGCAGGCCAAAGAACCGCCGCCGCCGCCGGAACACCUGAGGCUGGACGACCGGCAUCACCCGUACACCAUGUACGGGCACCCGCGGUUGUACGUGAGCGCGUCUCCGUACCACCCGUACCCGAUGCCGGCGCCGUACGGCGUGUACACCAGCCCGUACGCGCCCGUCUUGCCCAGGGACGCGCGGCACCUGAUGCAACCGCCGCAGGAACGCCGGUACCCGAGCCCGCCGACCAAGAGCACCGCCCGAACCAGCCCGUCGUCGUCGUCGUCGCCGCCCGAACAGUUCAAGGUGCCCAACGGCAGGGUGGACAACAAGCAGACGACGGCCCAGCAAAGAAUACUCCAACCGCCGCACCCGGUGUCCGCCCCGGCGGCGGCCGCCGAACCGCCGGUGAAAAGACCGCGGACAACGCCCGAACCGCCGUCGCCGCCCGCCAAGACGUCAAACUUUACCAAAGGCUCGCUCAUCCGUUUGGCCAACGGCAACAUCAAGAAGGUGGAAGACAUGAGGACCGAAGACUUCCUGAGUUCCGUCGAGAACAGCGACCAGCACCGGAUCGAUCCCAGCACGGUGGUGAGAAUCGAACCGGUGACGGACGCCAAAGAGAACGUCAUAAGGAUCACGCUCAGCUACGGCGACCAAAGAAAUCAGGUCGGCGCGGACGCCAAGAGGACGUCGGCGGCGUGCAAGUCGCACCAGGUGGAGAUGGAGAGCGGCGCGGAACAUCCGUAUUUCGUGUUCGGCCGGGGUUGGGCGUCGUGGAGCCCGGCCAAGACGUUGGCCAGGUACGGUCUGACGUGUCAGCGGUUGCAGGUGGGCGACGUGUGCGUUUCGCUAACGAAACGUACGGCGGCUGCGGCGGUGACCGAAGCUACGGUCACCGUCAACGCCGCGGUGCACGGCAAAAGACGGUCGCAAUUACAGGUGACCGCCGUACAGCAGCAGCAGCAGCAGCAGCAGCCGCAGCAUCACCAUCAUCAUCAUCACCAUCAACCGCAGCCGCAGCCGCCGCCGCCGCCGCAAGCCGACGACGACAAGACCAGCGCAGGCCGGAACAAGAGGCGGUGGUCGGCGCCGGACCCGGAACCCGCUACUUAAGAAAAUUAAACGAAAUUCCGCGUUUGUGUUAUUAUUAUUAUUUUAUUUCGACUUUCUCGACGAACGUCCCCGAGCGAAAUUCAUGUCAAAAAUCCUCUAGUCCGUCGUGC
Adelges cooleyi (spruce gall adelgid) is the source of this 1758-nucleotide messenger RNA. RefSeq names its product ataxin-1-like. Gene Ontology annotation, biological process: regulation of DNA-templated transcription. Gene Ontology annotation, molecular function: RNA binding; protein binding. The record is from RefSeq and is a predicted model, not a curated record. The coding region runs from base 254 to 1648 and encodes 464 amino acids. The transcript has 3 exons. NCBI's taxonomy places the organism in Eukaryota, Metazoa, Arthropoda, Insecta, Hemiptera, Adelgidae.